AUGACGGACUUGUUACGUUGCCCGAGUUGCAAAAUGACUUUCAAAUCUUCGCUAUUACUUGAAAAACACAGGGAUAAAUUCUGUAUUGGUGCAGACACUGGAAGAAUAAGAGGAACACAGACACCCCAGGACAUGCUUAACAGACUGAAAAAGUCAAGACGAAGCAAGGAUGAACAUACUAAGGAGACAAAUAAUUUUAAAAGGCCUCUCAUAGAUUACAGAUUUUUGGAUUCCAGUGAGAAAACAGAUUUUGAAAAUAUAAAUGGAAAUGCCAGAUUAGAACCUGCACCUGAUAAUGAAACCCAUCUACGCUAUCUUGCCGAUGCUCACAGCAAGCAAAUCAAUGAUAUUUUAUUACAAAAUAAACUUUUGGAGAAACAAAGAGAUGAUAUUGUGCAGCGGCUGAAUGAAAUAUCUGCGCAGAGCCAGAAUACGAGUUAUCUAGAAAAAAUGAUAAGACAUUUGAAUGCUCAAGAACAAAAGAAUGAACAGCUUCUAAGUGCCAUGAAACAACAAAUAGACCUCCUACAAGUUGAAUCGCUGAAAAGAGGAACUAUAAGCAGACACAGCCAAUCCCCAGGCUCCCGAAAAGCAGAAAAAGGCCCACUCUCCUUGCAGCAGCUUUUUGUUCCAUUUUAUGGACGAGGAACUUUAUCUUCUGAAAUUAGUGCAUUGCGCAUGACUUAUCUGCAAAAUGGAGGAAAUGAUCAGAUGAUCUUGGCGCAUUUACAAGACCUUUUGACUGAAGCACAACUUAUAGAACAAAAAGAAAAACAUGCCCAAUCAAUACAGAAGAAAACUAAAAAGGGACAUGGUAAUGUGAAAUGGCAUUUGAAUGAAAAAUUAAUUACACUUGAAAUUGAAAAUCAGCAGUUAGAAGAUGAACUCUUCAAACUUCAACUUCAACGACAGAAGAAUAACAGGAUUCCCAAGACAACAAAUGGAGAUUUUGCAUCCAAUUUUGAGAAGGGUCUGCAGUUCCCUAGAUUCAGGAAAGAGACCACCUCCCAAAAUAUAAAGACCUUAAAUACCGAACUGGAAGUCUUGAAGCAGGAAAUGGAAAUUCAGAAACUAAAACGUCGUCUGAAAACCUCUGUUCACCGAGCCAAACCUCAGAUGGAUACAGUAAUUCCACUGGAAUUGAACAAACCAGACUCCCCCAAUCUUGGUAAAGUGUAUUUCACCUUCAGUCAUAAUCUGGAGCCAGCACCAUAUGACCCCAUUGCUGGCUUUGUGGUAUUUUACGACUAUCUUCUUGGCCUUGAUCCAUCUUAUCGAGUAUGCAGAACGGUAGUGAGUCUCUGCAAUGGGGGGGCAGGAGAUGGGAAAUCCUUCAGCCCUCCCUCCCAUUUAUUGUGAGACUGCUUUAUCCAAGUUCCAUGACAACAAGAGACAGAAUAUCGCUAUUUUGGCUACAAAGCAGGCUGUCCCCAGAGUACGUCCUUCUCCAAGUAUUUCACUAAUAAUUGAACUACAGGCAUCUGGUGGUUAUGAUCCUUAUGGGCAAGAAGUCAGUCGUCUAAUACCUCGGGGAUGGGUAAAAGUAGACAUUUUUGAUUAUCAGAACAGGGUUAUCAGUGGGGCAAUGGAAAGUUCCAAUUCGUACACUUCCUGUGAAACCAUCGCUCACUUCAGGGGCCUUGAAUGGGGUGCCUCAGGU
Staurois parvus is the source of this 1660-nucleotide messenger RNA. NCBI's taxonomy places the organism in Eukaryota, Metazoa, Chordata, Amphibia, Anura, Ranidae. The record is from the annotation of a GenBank genome assembly.